AUGGAAAUCAUGAUUUCCAUGUUACCACUGGAGUUGCUGGUGGGUUUUUGGUUCAUGGUACUGAUGAUCAUUUCUAGUUCUUGUUCUUCUUCAGCUUAUAAUUUUCCCAUAGCAAAGCCCGGCUGCCAGGAUCAUUGUGGAAAUGUAAGCAUUCCAUUUCCAUUUGGUAUUGGAAAAGACUGUUACCUUGAUCAGCCUUUCUCGGUGGAAUGCAACGCCUCGCGAAUUCUGAGUUUGUCGAAUACUCCUUUGGUAGUUACAGAGAUAUGGCUGGAAGGACAAUAUCGGAUGUUGAACCCUUAUGUAGGAUAUGAUUGCUAUGAACAAGUCAUUAAUGGAAGUGUGCGCCAUUUCAAUAGUCCAUUUAUCGCUCUAACGACAGACGCCUUUGUUUUCAAUAGCACAGCCAAUAAGUUCACUGUUGUUGGUUGUGACACUUAUGCCUUUGUUAAAGGUACAAGUGACUUACGGAGAUACACUACUGGAUGUAUGUCUAUAUGCGAAAAACAGGAAGACGUAAGGGAUGGUAUGUGUUCUGGAAUCGGAUGUUGUCAGACAUCGAUACCUAGUGGAGCUAACCAGAUUAAUGUGUCUUUGGGUAGCUAUUCAAAUCAUAGUUUGGUCUCGAGUUUCAAUCCUUGCAGUUACGCUUUUGUGGUUGCAACCGAUGCCUUUCAGUUCACUGCCAGUAAUCUUACCAACUUAGAUUACAAUAUAGCCCUUCCAGUUGUGGUGGAUUGGAUGAUCGCGCGGCAGAGUUGUGAAGAAGCUCAGAAGAACUCCAGCACUUACGCCUGUGCGAAAGAUAGCGAGUGUUAUGAACACGAUGAGACUUUGGGUUAUCGGUGUAGGUGCAAUGAGGGAUAUGAGGGCAACCCUUAUCUACCUAAUGGUUGCCAAGAUAUUGAUGAAUGCCGGAAUCCUUCCAUUUGUCCCAAAAAUAGUGCUUGUACUAACAAGUUGGGAAGUUAUGAAUGCAAUUGCAUUCAAGGCUACCAUAAGGAUGGUGAUGGACAAUGCGUUCAAGAUCAAAAGCCGAAUAAUUGGCCAAUCAUUUUAGGUAUUGGCCUAAGUGUAGGCUCGGUGUUUUUACUAGUAUGCUCAUACUGUUUCUACUUUGAGUGGACGAGAAGAAAAGAUAGGAGGUCAAGAGAGGAGUUUUUUAGGAGAAAUGGUGGGUUGAUUUUACGACAAAAACUUAGCCCUCGACAAGGAGGAGGAACUUAUAGUACAAGGAUUUUCACACAUGAAGAAUUACAAAAGGCCACCAAUGGGUUUGAUGGUAGCCAAAUCAUUGGUCGUGGAGGAUUUGGGACUGUUUUCAAAGGGGAGUUGAUGGACAAAAUGCCAGUUGCGAUUAAGAAAUCUAGAGGAGUUGAUGAACUUCAAGUUGAGCAAUUCAUCAAUGAGGUACUAUUGCUUUCCCAAAUCAACAGUAGAUACGUUGUCAAGCUACUAGGUUGUUGUUUGGAGACAGAAGUGCCAUUGCUUGUCUAUGAAUACAUUGACAAUGGGACACUCUUUGAGCAUUUGCACAACAAAAUCAAAGCAUCAAACCUCACUUGGAACAUUCGCCUGAGAAUAGCAUCAGAAAUCGCUGGCGUCCUCUCAUAUUUGCAUUCUGUCGCUUCGCCUCCAAUCAUCCACAGGGACAUCAAGUCUGCAAACAUUCUUCUUGAUCAUAAUUAUACCGCAAAAGUUUCUGAUUUCGGGACAUCAAGGUUGGUAUCAUUGGAUGAUAACCAAGUCGCAACAAUGGUGCAAGGCACACUUGGUUAUUUAGACCCCGAAUACAUGCAAACAGGUGUGUUAACUGAGAAGAGUGAUGUUUAUAGCUUCGGGAUUGUGCUGAUAGAGCUCCUAACUGCGAAAAGAGUAUUAGCUUCUAAUAAACCAGAGUCAGAGAAAUUUCUAUCAAAUGGUUUCCUUGUUUCUUUGAAAGAAAACAAUUUGGCUCAAGUCCUUGACAGUAGCAUAUUUCGCCCUGAAAACAUUGAGCAAUUGAAUGAAGUUGCAAUGAUAGCGAAAAGAUGCAUUAACAUGAGAGGCGAGGAUAGACCGCGUAUGAAAGAUGUCGAAAGGGAACUCGAGCUACUGGCCGCAAAAGCAAAGCAAAUUUCAAUUCGGAAAUCUGACACAAAUAUUGAUGAAUGCCAGAAUCCUGACAUUUGUCCAAAAAAGAGUGCUUGCAGAAACAAGGUCGGGAGUUAUGAAUGCAAUUGCAUCCCUGGGUACAAUCAUGAUGGGGACGGAAGAUGUGUUGAAAACAAUGAAAAGGACAACUGGGCUAUUAUUUUAGAGCUCAUAACUGGGAAAAAAGUAUUAGCCUCAGAUAAGCCAGAUGCAGAGAAAUUUCUAUUGAAUCGAUUCCUUGCUUUACUCAAAGAAAAUAACUUGGCUCAAAUUCUUGAUAGUAACAUAUCAUUCUCGGAAAAUUUAGACGAGCUGAAAGAAGUUGCCAAGAUAGCGAAAAGGUGCAUUAGCAUGCGAGGUGAGGAUCGGCCAUGCAUGAAAGACAUAGACAGGGAACUCGGGCUUUUAGGAGCAAAAUCAAAGCAAAUGUUAAUUCAAGUUUUCGAGAUUGAUUCCUUACAGAGUGAACCUUUGCUUGGUUUGAACUUGGAUGAAAAAGGUAGCAGUGAUGAUUCAACCUCUAGCGGUCAACAGUCUGCACCAAAUUUCAGCGCGGAGCUACCAUUAAUACCAACUUCUGGUGGAAGAUGA
This is a messenger RNA of Oldenlandia corymbosa var. corymbosa, 2724 nucleotides long. NCBI's taxonomy places the organism in Eukaryota, Viridiplantae, Streptophyta, Magnoliopsida, Gentianales, Rubiaceae. The record is from the annotation of a GenBank genome assembly.